Messenger RNA from Cynoglossus semilaevis (tongue sole), 2504 nucleotides. RefSeq names its product guanine nucleotide-binding protein G(i) subunit alpha-2. The transcript has 9 exons. The record is from RefSeq and is a predicted model, not a curated record. Gene Ontology annotation, cellular component: cytoplasm; heterotrimeric G-protein complex. The coding region runs from base 733 to 1800 and encodes 355 amino acids. Gene Ontology annotation, molecular function: GTP binding; G protein-coupled receptor binding; GTPase activity. NCBI's taxonomy places the organism in Eukaryota, Metazoa, Chordata, Actinopteri, Pleuronectiformes, Cynoglossidae. Gene Ontology annotation, biological process: adenylate cyclase-inhibiting G protein-coupled receptor signaling pathway; gamma-aminobutyric acid signaling pathway; G protein-coupled adenosine receptor signaling pathway.
CUGCUGCUGCUGCUGUGGCUUUAGAGGAGGUGGCGGAGCUGUGUCGUUCUUCGGACAGAGGGGAACUUCGCGGCGCCUACGGGUGUGGCUUCAAACGUGAUAAAUCUCAACGCGGGGCGAAGAAUGUCUAACGGCAGCACCGACUAACACCGACUAACAGACGAACACAGUGGCAGGUCUGUCCGCAGCUCAAGGCGGUGAGAGUGUGAAGUGUGUGUUUGUUGGAUAAAGGAAUUUGUAGAUCCCGUCUUGAACAGCUGGACUAACUUUUUUUCCACCUUUUUUUCCUGCUCAACUUCGCGGUCCGUUUUCGUCCGUUUAAACGACUCAAAUGGAAAUAGUUUAGAGUCAGUCGUCCCUGAACAGUUAGUUAAUGUGUCUUUGUCGGUGGUUGGACAACUUCUCUACACUCCGUGGAAGAAAAACACCAAUGUUGGCCAACUGAGUGAACUGAACGAGGCGACGAGACUGGGAAUUUCGUACGUAGUAGUAAAAAAAAAAAAAGAAAAAUCCCAAGUUCGCCGUAGGAAAUUGUUGCUCUCCACGGCGGAUGAACUGACACCACGUCACGUUUGACAGCAUUCUUAGAAAAAAGGGGGAAGUCAGUUAAAAAAAAAACCCUUUUUGGAAAUAAAGGGGAUAUAUAUAUAUCGGACUUGGUCGUUAUUAUAAUUUUUUUCUCCAGGUGAUUUUCCACACUAAACAGCAGACCUGAAGCGAGCACUGGGAACCAUGGGCUGUACGGUCAGUCAAGAAGAUAAAGCCGCGGCGGAGAGGUCUAAAAUGAUAGAUAAGAACCUGAGAGAAGAUGGAGACAGGGCGGCCAGAGAAGUCAAACUACUGCUACUGGGUGCUGGAGAAUCAGGGAAGAGCACCAUUGUGAAGCAGAUGAAGAUUAUUCAUGAGGAUGGAUACUCAGAAGAUGAGUGUAAGCAGUACAGAGCCGUGGUCUACAGCAACACAAUCCAGUCCAUCAUGGCCAUCAUCAAAGCUAUGGCCAACCUCAAGAUUGAAUAUGAAGAAUCCACCAGAGCGGACGAUGCCCACCAACUCUUUUCCCUGUCGGCAGAAGCAGAGGAGCAGGGCGUCCUGCCGGAGGAGUUGUCCAACGUGAUCCAGCGACUAUGGGCUGACAACGGCGUCCAGAGCUGCUUUACACGGGCCAGAGAGUACCAGCUGAAUGACUCUGCAGCUUACUAUCUAAAUGACCUGGAGAGGAUAGCCAAGUCAGAUUACAUCCCCACGCAGCAAGACGUUCUGCGGACCCGGGUCAAAACAACCGGCAUCGUGGAGACGCAUUUCACCUUUAAGGACCUGCACUUCAAGAUGUUCGAUGUCGGAGGCCAGCGGUCCGAGAGGAAGAAGUGGAUCCACUGCUUCGAGGGAGUCACGGCCAUUAUCUUCUGUGUGGCCAUGAGUGCCUACGACCUGGUGCUGGCCGAGGAUGAGGAGAUGAACCGGAUGCACGAGAGCAUGAAGCUGUUUGACUCCAUCUGCAACAACAAGUGGUUCACAGAGACCUCCAUCAUCCUGUUCCUCAACAAGAAGGAUCUGUUUGAGGAGAAGAUUGCUCACAGCCCGCUCACCAUCUGUUUCCCUGAGUACACUGGGCCAAACAAGUAUGAAGAGGCCCAGGCGUACAUCCAGACCAAAUUUGAGGACCUGAACAAGAAGAAGGACACCAAGGAGAUCUACACCCACUUCACCUGCGCCACUGACACCAAGAACGUGCAGUUUGUGUUUGACGCCGUCACCGACGUCAUCAUCAAGAACAACCUGAAGGACUGCGGCCUCUUCUGAGAUCACGGAUGAGUCCGAGUCCGAGUCAGAGUCAGAGUCAAGAUUACUUGAACAGUUCUGAUGACCAUAAUAAUGGGGGAACACACACACCCACACACACACAUGCACGCACACACACAAAGACUGCACUGGCCAACCACCGACCACAACUUCUGCUUUCUUCUGUUUUUUGUAAAAAAAAAAGGAAAUAAAAACCUCACCCAGGAGGCUGACAGCUCCACAAGCUCUGCAGAAUUCCAACUAAUGCCGAUCCAGCUGCUUGUAUCGUUAACUCUUUUGGCGCCGACCGCAGAAAAAAAAAAAAAAUCAACAUUUAUUUUGUCAAGUCUUUUGGUCCUCUUUUUUUUUUUUCCUUCCUAAAUGUUUUUUAUAUAAAUAAAUUCAUUUUAACUUUAGAGAUUCUGAUGUGCAAAGUAUGAUAGAAGCUUUUAAUCACAGGCAGCGUAUUUUUUAUGAGAUAAAGCACAGGCGUCAGCAAAAUAAAAUAAAAAAAAAAACAGGAAUUGAAGAAAGUGCUUUUAAAAAAAAAAAAAUGUUUACAUGAGUUCAUCUUUCAUAGCCGACCGCAUAUUGUUCAGCAUGAUUAAACUUGGCAAAUAUUAGCUCUGUAUUCUGCACCAAUGGUCUAACAUUCCUAUAAAAACAACAACAAAAAAAUAUAUAAAAUGAAGAAAAAAAAACGCAAAAAAAAAAAAGCUUCACAU